AUGUCAAACAAUCAAGUUACAAAAAUAAAUUAUAAAAGAUGGGUUUACAAAAAUUGUUGGACUCCAUUAAAAAUCAUCAAUAAUAAAUUGGAGUUUCCCACUGAUUCUCAAGGUCAAUUGGUGAUACCCGAAAAUAAUAUUUUAGUUAAGAUUCAUUAUGCGUCAUUGAACCCUGUUGAUGAAAAGUUAAGACACGUUACAUUUCUACCACCAGUGAUGACCCAUGGUAUGGGUAAAGAUUUUAGUGGUGAAAUAAUUGCUUUAGGCUCCAAUGUUAGUAAGUUCCAUGUUGGUGAUUUUGUUCAAGGAUUCCACCCAGGUGUUUUAACAAGUGAUGGAACAUUCAGUGAAUAUUUACUUAUAAACACUGAAUUAUGGAAGUUCAAAACUGAAAUUGCAAAAGUUCCAGAUAAUACAACUUUGGAACAGGCAUCUGCCUGGCCAUUGGUGUUGGGUACAGCUAUGCUAUUAAUGGAUAAAUUACCAAUCCAAAAUAAAAAAGUUUUGGUUCUUGGUGGUGCUACUUCAGUGGGAAGAUAUUUGACGCAAUUGUUGAAAAUUGAAGGAGCAAGUGAAAUUGUUGUCAGUUGUUCUCCUAGAUCACAAGCAUUGGUAGAAGAGUUGGGUGCUACAAAGAUAGUCAACUACAGAGAGAAUGUCUUAAACCAAGUCUUGGAAAAUGUCAAGGACAAACCAUUUGAUUAUAUAUUUGAUUGUUGGGGUGGAAAUAUGUUAUUCCCAGACAUUAAACAAAUAUUAGUUAAAGGUGGUGCUUAUCGUACUAUUGUUGGUGAUCAAGCUGGAAGUGAUCUAGUAGCAUUGAUUUGGGGUACACUUAGGUCAAUUUGCAGAGCAAUGGUCAGUUCAGCCAAUUUAUUAGACUAUUCAUAUAGUUAUGUGUUGGUUGGAGAUAAGAAUCCAGGAUGGAUAGAUAAAGCACAGGAAUACAUUGGUAGUGGAAAGGUAAGGAUUUUCAUUGACAAAGUUUACGACUUUGAAGAACUACCAGCAGCAAUCAAUUAUAUUGAAACCGGUCAAGCCCAAGGUAAAUUAAUCAUCAAAUUGAGUACCACCGACUAG
Candida tropicalis MYA-3404 is the source of this 1080-nucleotide messenger RNA. RefSeq lists its product as uncharacterized. The transcript has a single exon. Gene Ontology annotation, cellular component: mitochondrion. The record is from RefSeq and is a predicted model, not a curated record. Gene Ontology annotation, molecular function: oxidoreductase activity. The coding region runs from base 1 to 1080 and encodes 359 amino acids. NCBI's taxonomy places the organism in Eukaryota, Fungi, Ascomycota, Pichiomycetes, Serinales, Debaryomycetaceae.